Molecule: messenger RNA, 5130 nt
Organism: Bactrocera neohumeralis
Lineage: Eukaryota; Metazoa; Arthropoda; Insecta; Diptera; Tephritidae
Product: trichohyalin-like
Exons: 3
Coding region: 183-4994 (1603 amino acids)
Source: RefSeq, a predicted model, not a curated record
UUUUCACAUUCAAAUUUUUUUUUAAUAAAAUUUCUGUGCAAAUAUGUUAACAAAAAAUAUUUUCUAAAAUUUCAACAAAACUCCGACACAAUCCAAACCAGAAUUAGCAUGUAAAGGCAAAAAUAUUCGUGAAAAUAGUGCACUGGUUCGCGGAGAGCUUGCUUGGCCGCUUGUAAUACAAGAUGCCCUCAACCGCUAAGCAUUGUCUUGCCAAGCGCAAGCAGGAUCAAAGGCGCGCUGAAGCGCACAGCACAUCUAGGCAGAAGGAGGUGCGCGAACUUUGGUUCAACCCGCAUGCGACGGAGAUUUGCGAGUCGCGCAUGAACAUAUGCCUGUGUGACUGCGAUUGUCACAUUUGGCAGGACGAAAAUGUGCAACGAGAGCUUCGAAAAUUAGCAAAUGCUUACUCACAUAAGAACCCACCGGGUAUGAAAGAUGAAGAGGAAACGGAACCGAAACCGAAAACAAAAAAGGGAAAGGUGAGUUCGGUUGAGGAAGAGGAGAAAGAACCAACCAAAAGGUUUUUGUGCUUUAAAAAAUCAUCAACAAAACGUUCACAUAGCAAGCAAAGAGAAGAAAAGGAGCAAAGAAAAAGGCAGAAGUCAAAAGAGGAAGACAAUACGAAAAAAGUGCAUGAAAAAAGUAUAAGUCACAGCAGUAAUCGACCGUUUCCCGUGAAUAGACGAUUUAAGACGCGUGAGGAAGCUAAACGCUAUCGUGAACUUAAAGCCAUUUAUACCACAAAACCAAGAAAUCCACAGCAUUCAGAUAAGCAAAAUGAUACUGAAACAAAAUCUAACCCCCAGAAUACGAUUGAAGCCAAAGGACGCAGUCCAAAAAAGCAUGCCGCAAGCUCAAGUGCUGAUUCAGUAACCACGGCCGCGCAAAGGCAGCACAGAUCACGUAAGAUUAAGACGGAACCAAGAACAAGACCGCAAGGAAGCAAUGACAGCGGCUAUCCACGCGAUCGAUCUUAUGCUCCCAUGUAUGCAGACGAAAGAGAGCAUAUGGAGUUAAAAAAGGAUGACCACAAAGACUCUGAGGUUGGCUGUUGCGGAAUGCGUAAAAAAUCGAAAGCUAAAAAGCAGCAACGGGAAUAUGAAGCCUACACGCCUGCGCAUUGCUCUGACAAACAAACUCCAAGGCCAAACCUGGAGGCGGAAUGUGCACCCACAGCAGGAGAAAUGGAGCUGCUAGAAAUGCUUAGAGCCACUUACACACGUGAAGUGAAACCUGAGCAUGAGCAAAAAUCGAAACCCGCAGCACCAACAGCUACAACAACAGAGGAGGAAACGGGCUGUUGUGGCUCGAACUCUAAAAAGAAACAGCAGCAGGCAGAGGCUGAUUUAUGUGAACAAUGUUACUAUUGUGAGUGCAGUUGUGGGGAUAAUUAUCCUAAAGAAAUCGAGCAGCACCAGGCAACGGAAUGGAUUACCCAAACCAAUGACUCCAAGAGUAAGCAAUACGAUAAGGCAGCCGAACCAUUUUGUUCAUGCGAUUCGUCUGAUUCUAAGAAUGGAAAUAAAGAACAUAUUUUUAAAUAUCCUACACGGGAGAUGAUUUCUCUGCAAGUGGAUGAAGAGCAAGCGCCCAGAAAAACAAAAUCUGUGGGGAUAAGUGCUAAACAUAAAAACGAAAUAGAUACGAGCAAAUCGGUUAAUUCUAUGUACACCACUAAGCGAAAACCGAAAAACAUUAAGGGCACGAAAAAUCAGAACCCGCCAAAAGAUGAGGAUUCCGAGAAAACGUCUUGCUGCUCUUUCUUAUGUCGCAAGAAGCAAAAGAUUGAAGGCGAUAAACCACAAACAAAAACCAAACUAGUUAAGAAACGAAAAAAACCUCACACAGCCGUAAGUUUUUCGCCGGAGAAACCGCAGAAGCGCAGGCAGCAAGUCACAAAACCUAUAGAAAAAGAAAAAGGUAGGAAUGUGAAUGUAAAUCGGCGUAAACAACCAGCUUUUCAUCCUAAACCUGAGCCGAAAACCAAGUCAUCCCCAAAAACACCGCUAUCUUCUUCGAAAAAUAAACCACAACAAGCAGAUGGCAGAAAGGCAAGACGUCGUAAUCAGCCUGCUUUUCAUCCUAAACCUGAAUCGAAAACACAGCCAAAAGUAAAAACUUCAUCUUCUUCCGUGAACCGGAGGCCACCGCCUGGUGAUAAGAGAAAAGCUACAGCCAGAGGUAAAAUUCGUCCUCUAACAAAACCGAAUAAAGCAAAACCGUCAUCCAAACAACCAGAACGAAGCUCGUUAAAAAAGGAUACUGGCUCUGAAACGUCUUGCUGUCCUUGCUUAAGAGCCAAAAAUAAUUUCGAACAAAGCAACAUUAAGGAAAAAGGCCAUAAAAAAGACAAGCCCGAAGCAUAUGCUGGCAGUAAAAGAAAACCAGCUAAAGUCAAAAGUGGCGAAAAGGUUCAAGAAAAGCCCAAGAAACGACAACGGAAACCUUCACCUACACAAAGUCACGAAAAGGUUCAAAGGAUGAAGCCAAAACAGUCAGGUUAUUCAAAACAACAAGCUUCGAAAGUCGAAAGUCGGGAAAAACUGGAAAAGAAACAAUCAGGCACGUCAUGCUGGUCUUGUUUUAGAAAGAAUAAAACAAAAAAAUCAGAUACAUCUAAAAAGGAGCCUUCGAAAAAUAAAAGUACGGAGAAACUGUACAGAGAUAGACCGAAAGAUGAUUCCAAGCAGAAGCUAUCAAAGCAUCAAAGUCAAGAAAAGUUUAAAAAAGAAAAAUCAAAGAAACAUCCUGAUUCUAAGCAGAAAGCUUCCAAGUCCAACAGUAAGGAAACUCUUGAUAAGAAAACAUCCGAAUCAUCUUGUUGGUCCUGUCGUUCAGGCGAUAACAAAGAAAAAGCAAACCACAUAGAUGAAUCUAAAAGGCGUCCUGCAAAAUCCAAAAGUGAGCAAAAACUUCAAAAGGAUCAUCCAAACAAAUCUUCCGUUUCUAAACAGAAACAUGCAAAAGCUAGCAAAAGUCAGGAGAAAAUUGAAAGAAAAUCAUCUCAGGCAUCAUGUUGGUCUUGUCGUUCUAGUGACAAAAAGGAGAAAACAAAGGAAUCGGAUCUACCUAAAAAAAGAACUACAAGGAGCAAAAGUCAGGAUAACAAACAAUUUGCCAGAGAUCCUGCAAGAGUACAUAAAAAUUCACCAAAGAAAACUGGAGAUUCCAAACAAAAGCCCUUCAAAGCAAAAAGUCAGGAAAAAGUUCAAAAGCAGUCAUCCGAGACAUCUUGUUGGUCUUGUCGUUCAAAUAAAGAAAAAGAUAAGAAGCAACCCUCAAGAACCAAGAUCCAAGACAAAACUCUAAAAGAUAGGCCUAUGACAAAGAGUAAAAGUCAAAACAAAAUUCAAAAAGAAAAGACAAAGAGACCCCGGGAUUCUAAGCAAAAACCGUCAAAAGGAAGAAGCCAAGAAAAAGUUCAAAAGCAGUCUUCGGAUACGUCUUGUUGGUCUUGUCGUUCCAGUGGUGGAAAAGACAAAGAAAAGAAACCGAACGAAUCUAGAAAGAAACCAUCAAAAAGUAAAAGUCAGGAGAAAAUUCAAAGGGAUAAGCCAAAGAAGCCGACUGAUUCUAAGCAAACACCGUCAAAAGGAAGAAGCCAAGAAAAAGUCGAAAAGCAGUCUUCGAAUACGUCUUGUUGGUCUUGUCGUUCCAGUGGUGGGAAAAACAAAGAAAAGAAACCGAACGAAUCUAGAAAGAAACCUUCAAAAAGUAAAAGUCAGGAGAAAAUUCAAAGGGAUAAGCCAAAGAAGCCGACUGAUUCUAUGCAAACACCGUCAAAAGGAAGAAGCCAAGAAAAAGUUCAAAAGCAGUCUUCGAAUACGUCUUGUUGGUCUUGUCGUUCCAGUGGUGGGAAAGACAAGGAAAAGAAACCGAACGAAUCUAGAAAGAAACCAUCAACAAGUAAAAGUAGAUCAAAAGAGUUGACAGAUUCCAAAGCUACUAGCCAGGAUAAGGUUCCAAACUAUAGACUAAGGAAGCUGAUCAAACCCAACGAAAGGCCCACAAAGGUGAAAAGUCAAGAAAAAGUGAAAGGACAAAAAUCAGAAACAUCAUGCUGCUCCUCUCGUUCAAAAAGUGAAAAGAAUAAGUCCACAAAAUUAGACGCAUCACAGAAGUCUUCAAGUAGCAAAACACAGCUUUCAAAAGCAAAAAGUCAAGAGCAAGCUCAAAAGAAACAAUCUUCGUGUUGCUCAAAAGGAACAAGUGAUAGGGAUUCGAAAACGAAACCAUCGAAAGCCAAACAAAAAGAAGUUGUGCAAGAGAAACCAAUCAAAAAAUACACUCUGUUUUCACGACGAAGUAAAAAAGAGAAAUCAAAGGAAAAGGCUGCACCCGACCAUCCUGUAGGGGAAGAUCUAGCAAAACCGAAAAAAGGGAACAAAAAAGCAGAAAAAACUAAACCAUCAGAGUCAUCGUUCUGUUCCUGCUGCUCCAGCAGUCAUAAACUAUCAAAGGACAAAGACAGUAAAUCGAAAGAAGAUAAUUGUGCUGUUAAAACUAAGCCAGAAGACAUUUCCUACUGCAAGGCGCUCUAUCAAGAAUUAGAAAACAUAAUCAUGCAACAAAACCAAUGCCCAAUAAUGAUUUCACAAACUAGAAUAAACAAGGCCGCAGAUACGAAGUCAUCCAAAUCAAGUCUAAAAUCGAAGCAAGAGAAACAAGAGCAUCAAAAACAAAAGGGAGAAAAAACCAACCAAAAUACCAAAGAAAAGAGAGCAAGUAAACAAAAAAAUAAAAAAACCAUACCAAAUCAAAAUUCAAAGCAGAGAAGCAGGUCUCAAAUACGAAGCGAGAAGUCCACCAGCGACUUGGACAUGGAGAAAGCUUAUAUGCCAGAAUAUGUGCUGGGUAAGCCACAGCGAACAGGCGCAGUCAUCGCUCGAGCGCGUAAGGUGAGGUACAGUCUCUUACCGAGCCUUAAGGCACAGAAAAAAUACCACAAACAUCUUUACAAAGGAUGUAGGCACGAGGUUGCCUUUCAAACUUAACGGGCACUACUACAUUUGACAUGUGACUAUAAAGGUCCGGCCUACAAGCGAACACGUGUGAGAUGUAGUUGCAACGUUAAUUUGGCCUAGUGCCACAUUUGGAGAAGGAUAAGACUCAUGUGCACUUUUCUGAAUA